Messenger RNA from Panicum hallii, 1338 nucleotides. Its product is annotated as vacuolar-sorting protein BRO1-like. Lineage: Eukaryota; Viridiplantae; Streptophyta; Magnoliopsida; Poales; Poaceae. Gene Ontology annotation, biological process: protein transport to vacuole involved in ubiquitin-dependent protein catabolic process via the multivesicular body sorting pathway. The transcript is spliced from 2 exons. Gene Ontology annotation, cellular component: endosome. The coding region runs from base 32 to 1078 and encodes 348 amino acids. The record is from RefSeq and is a predicted model, not a curated record.
CGAGUCCAACCCGUUCGUUGCGUGGCCAAUCAUGUCGCGGCCACCGCCCCCGAUGCUCUCCGUCCCGGAGAAGAAGACCGCCGCCGCCGAGCUCUUCCGCGACCGCCACUUCUUCAGCGCCGCCGCCUUCUCCGACAUCCGCGACGCCCGCGCCGCCGUCGCCGUCCCGAACCCGCAGGCCCAGCCCCCCGCCUCCCGCCGCGCCCUGAUCCUCCGCUACCACCGCCUCCUCUUCUCCGCGCGCGAUGAUCCCUGCGCCUUCGACGAGACGCUCUCCUUCACCUGGCACGACGCCUUCCGGCCCCAUCUGAAGCACGCCGCCUCGUCCCUCCGCUUGGAGAAGGCCGCCCUCGUGUUCAACGUCGGUGCGGCCGCCUCGAGGAUCGCGGCGGCCCACAGCCGGGCCACGGAGGAAGGGGUAAGGGCGGCGUGCGGGGAGUUCCAGCGGGCCGCAGGGGCGUUCCGUGCGGUAGGAGAGAUGAUGGAAGAGGAGGCGGCGACGACUGUGGAUAUGAGCUCGCAGGCCUCGGCGAUGCUGGAGCGGCUUAUGCUCGCGCAGGCGCAGGAGUGCUGUUUCGAGCGCGCUCUCGCAGGGGGGAAGUCGCCGGCGGUAUGCUCCAAGGUGGCCAGGCAGGCUGCCCUGUACUAUGAAGAAGCUUAUGCUGCACUUGUCGCUCCUCCACUUCAGAACCACUUCGAAAGAUCAUGGGUAUCUCAGGUCCAAUUGAAGGCUGCUCUGUUCAAUGCUGAAGCUUGCUACAGGCACGCUAUUGAUCUCCACGAGAAGACAGAAAUUGGUGAGGAGAUAGCUCGAUUGCAGGUCGGAAUUAAUGCAAUUGUGGAUACAAAGAGAACCGCAAGAGGAGCCCCUGGACCUCUGUAUGAUUAUGCUUCCAGACUAGAACAGGAUAUGAACAAGAGCUUGGAGACAGCAAAAGAAGAGAAUUAUCGGGUCUAUCUUUUCCGUAUCCCGGCUGCCACAUCAUUGGCUCCUCUACCAGCAGCUUCGCUUGUCCGCUCAGCGUCCCUGAGUGAAAUCUUAGAGGCAAAGACAGAAAAUGGCACUCAAUCUCCAUAAAUGGAUGCUUUGAGGUUGUGAAAUUAUAGGUGGUCACGCUCACUACCUUUUCCAUUUGCAUGUAAUGGUUGUCGCGGCUGCAAAUUUUGGAGGGUUGAUAAUGUUUAUUAUCAUUACUAUUUUAUUCUUUGCUGUCUAAAUGGGUGCACAAUUUUGUACUGGUGAUAUAUGUGGAGGUACAAUUAAGAUUUGUGCGUUUAUGAUAGUUGUUUGUGGAGCUAGUACUCUCUUCCUCCGCUCCAAAUUAUAAUUUAUUUUAA